AUGCCGUGGAUGAGCGGCGGCAGGCGGCGGCGGCGGGGACAGCCGCGCGAGGCCCCGCGGGAGCAGCCCUUGCCCGCGGCCCCCGCGCCCUCCGCGCAGCCACCCUUGAGGGCCCAGGAGAGCGCCGAGCUGCAGCUGCCCGCCGGCUGGGAGGAGGCGCGCGACUACGACGGCCGCGUCUUCUACAUCGACCACAACACGCGCCAGACGUCGUGGAUUGACCCCCGCGACAGGAUAACAAAGCCGCUGACCUUUGCUGAUUGUGUUGGGGAUGAACUUCCUUUAGGAUGGGAAACUGUAUAUGAUAAACAAGUUGGCAUUUAUUACAUGAACCACAUAAAAAAGCUUACCCAGAUUGAGGAUCCCAGAGAACAGUGGAGGCGGGAGCAGGAACGGAUGCUGAAGGAGUAUUUAAUUGUAGCCCAGGAGGCCCUCAACGCCAAGAAAGAAAUCUACCAGAUUAAGCAGCAGCGUUUCGAGCUGGCCCAGGAGGAAUACCAGCAGCUGCACAAGAUGUGUGAGGAUGACGGCCGCUCGUACGCCAGCUCCUUUUCUGGAUAUUCAACAAAUACUAAGUACAGCCCACUCCAAAUAAAAGCAGAAAUAGCAAGUCAUCAGGACAGGCUUUGCAGAUUAAAACAAGAGCUGACCCAGAUGAAGCAAGAACUGAAGUACAAAGAAAAGGGGGUGGAGACCCUGCAAGAGAUUGAUGGAAAGAUGUCAAGUGCUCACACCAACUACAAACUGGAUGAGGCACAGGCUAUAAUGAGCGAGCUCAGGACCAUCAAAAAAACCAUUUGUACAGGCGAGAAGGAAAGACGGGACCUGAUGCACAGCCUGGUGAACCUUACCAAUGGUUUCAAGAAUUUCUCCUUUAUUACUGACUCUCUGCAGGAUUUUUCUCAGAGUUCGGGCUCACUUGUAGAUUCUCAUUUGCCUCAACAGUUCUGUGAUGCUUCAUCUCAAACGGAUAUCAUUGGAGAGUUUGCCUUUGAUGAUAAAGCAAACCUUGUAGACCAAGUCAGACUUAAUCGGCAAUGUGAGGAGGCCAGAAAGAGAGUCGCAAAUAUCCAGAGGCAGGUGGCCCAGUUUGAGAGCGAGUCCUGGCCGCGCAUGGCCGAGGCCGACAGGGACCGGCUGAAGCUCAUCAAGGAGAAGGAGGCCCUGCUUCAGGAGCUGCAGCUCAUCAUCCAGCAGAGGAGGCCGGCGGAGGACGUGGCCCGGCUGGAGGAGGAGCGGCGGCGCCUGGAGGAGGAGAUCCAGCGCUCCCGGGCCACAUCCGUGCAGGGUGCCACGGAAAGGAUUAUACUUCAGGAAAAAAGAAACUGUCUCCUGAUGCCACUGGAAGAAGCCACCUGACUAAUGUCCUAUCUCCAGUCCCAGUUACAAAGCCUGUCUGCCAGCACCCUGACCAUCUCCUCGGGGAGCAGCCGCGGCUCCCUGGCCUCCAGCUGGGGCUUCCUGAGCUCCGUCAGCUUCACUGACAUCUAUGGCCUCCCUCAGUACAAGAAGCCCGACGCCGAGGGUGGCCCGCUCCUGGACGCCUUCGAAGUGGCGGGCGUGGGCACCCUGGACAGGCUGCGCGCUCAGGCCUCCACCAUGGGGGAAGAAGACCCGCCUGGCGCGGUGUCCCUGCCGCCUCACGGGUGCCCCAGGGACAGAGAAGGACCUCGCGAGCGAGGACCCCAAGCGGCUGCCGCUCCCACGGCUGCAACAGCGACCCCCCAAGAAGACAGCGACGCCCAGAGGCUGGAGCGGAGAGUGCGCUGCGUGUCCGCCUGCCUGUCCGAUUACUCGCUGGCCAGCGACAGCGGCGUGUUUGAACCUCCCACCGAAAGGAGUGAGGAUGCUGACGACCCUGCGCGUGGAGACGCUUGCGGUAACGAGGGGCCCCAGAUCCAUGUUGGAUUUUUGCACGACAGUGCCAGCGAGUGUCUCCUCGUGAACGUGCUCCAGCUGAAGAACUUUGCCGGGCUGGUGGUGAAGGAAGACUGCAAAAUGCACAUCUGCGUCUGUUUGCCUCCGCUUGACCCUGGCACACCAAACACGUUCUGCUCUAAGGCUCUGGAAUUGAAAGCCCCCUUGGUGUUUAAUGAAGUUUGCAGAAUCCCCGUGCAUUCAGACAUGGUGAUGUUGAAGUCACUUCAGUUAUACAUGUGCUCAGUGAAUCCUCAGCUGCAGGAAGAACUGCUGGGCAUUGGUCAGAUUAACUUGGCUGAUUACAGUGGUUCGAGCGAGAUGCAGCUGCGCUGGUACUCGGUGCAGGUGUUCACCGGCCCUGAGCCCCCGUGGCGGGAGGACGAGCGGCUGGGACACAGCGACUCCCGGGACCCUGCGAUACCCCUUUACGUCUUCCCCGGAGCAGCCCAAAAGCAACCGUCUUCAGUCACUGGAAGCAAAUAUUGGGUGUGUCUGCUGCUGUGCUCUGAGUGCAGCAGUAAAGUCAGUGCCCUGAUGAACGUUUUGGGGGCUGUUGCCAUGCCCGCCUUCAGGAGUUGGCAAGCCGACUCGGUGGACAGUGGCUGUAGCAGCUGUGCCCAGACCAGCCCCCCGCACCCAGAGCCCUGCUGCGUUGGUGUCAGCUCCAUCCACGGACACACGUUUGCUGGCCAGGCAGACCCUUACGGCCUGGAGAAACUUCAGCCCCCACCUCUGAAGCUUUAUCGUAGUGACAGCGACAGUUCAAUGCUGGCCCGCAAGUCCCCCCUUGUCCGAAACACUUUGGAAAGACGAACCCUUCGCUAUAAGCAGCCCUGCAGGUCCUCCGUGGCGGCGCUGGCGGCGCGCACGUCCCUGGACCUGGAGCUGGACCUCCAGGCGUCGCGGACGCGGCAGCGGCAGCUGACCGAGGAGCUGUGCGACCUGCGCGAGCUGCGCCAGCGCCUGGAGGACGCCCAGCUCCGCGGCCACGCCGAGCCCCCGGCCUGGCUGCUGCGCGACGAGCGCUUCCGGAGCCUGCUGCGGGAGGCCGAGAGGCAGACGAGACAGACCAAACUUGACUUGCAUCAAGAACAGGCAGCUGAGAAGACGCUGAAGAAGGCCUCCAAAGGGGUGUGCCAGCUGCGCGGGCGGAACCUCAAAGAGCCCAUCCAGCUGGGUGCAGGCGUUCAGAAGAUAACAUUUUUCACGAGACCACGGGCUAACAUACCCCUGCUGCCGGUUGAUGCUGUUUGCUGGAGUAUUUAUCUGCCUAUUUUAUUUCUGCGAAGUUCUAAAAUUGUCUAGCUAAAAUUGUCUUUCAAAUAUGUGUGCAAAGUUAUUAAUAUACAAUUUUUUUUUGAAAGUCUAUAAAUAUGUAUUUUUUGAUAGUGACAGGAGCAGGGCUUGGCUUUUCCUUGUUGUUAAAUUAACAUCUCAAACAGGUUAUUUUAUAAAAGAGUAGCUGUUGUGUGAAGAUUCGACAGUUUCCAUGCUGUUUUCUUUGACUUGAAGGGUGGAAGACAGAAACUCAGGCAAAUUCACUCUAUUGUCAUUUAUUCAUGGUUCUUUUCUUCCUCCUUGAAGGAGAAUACUGACUUUAAGAUGUAUUUUAAGACUGAAACUUGGUUCUUCAGUAUUUGCCAUGUGGUAGAAUGGAUCUUUGGGGCCGGUUUUGUGUUCUGACAUCGGAAAUGCAAACACUAUGUGCUGAACUCGUCACUCGUCCCGUUUCUCCUGUGUGCAUUUAUCAUGUAUAGUGUACACUUUCGCACCCUUUAUGUUCUGUUAAGAUGCCACCUUAGGGGCUCAGUCCUAAGUCAGUGCGGGGUGCGCUUUGCGGAGCUUGGUCUCCCGCGCGGGCUGGGCACCCAUAGCCCCUGGUUUCCGUGCACCCUUCCGUGCCCACCCCGGGUCUGAGGCUGGUCACGGAGCCCCCGGCAGGCACACAGCCCACCCUCACCCGGCCUCGGCAGCCCCGCCUGCCUUUCCAAUCCGCCCCAUCUGAUCCUGACCGACAAGGAGGGCAGUGGUGGAGCUUCUGCUCUGCUGCUCUGCCCUGCAGGAAAGUGAAAAUAGAAGAAGGAAGGUGUGUUUUCACUGAGUCACUGGAUCCGCUGAUGGAUAGAGCAGUCACGACAUGGACACGAUAACCUUUGAAGGCGCUUUCUUGAGGAAGCCAGCUUCCGUGGGAACUACAGCUACCAGGCGAGUCACUCACAGGAGAGCAUGUGCUUUCGCUCAGAAGGCCCCCGCCCCAUGCUGGAGUCUUGCCAACAUUUCUUAAGAAAUCUUAGAACUAGCUCAUGAGGAAAAAUAUUUUUAUUCAAUAAAA
Globicephala melas (long-finned pilot whale) is the source of this 4252-nucleotide messenger RNA. Its product is annotated as protein WWC3-like. Gene Ontology annotation, biological process: cell migration; negative regulation of organ growth; regulation of hippo signaling. Lineage: Eukaryota; Metazoa; Chordata; Mammalia; Artiodactyla; Delphinidae. Gene Ontology annotation, cellular component: cytoplasm. Gene Ontology annotation, molecular function: molecular adaptor activity; kinase binding. The record is from RefSeq and is a predicted model, not a curated record.